UUUUUGUUUCUUUAUGAUAUAUCAGUAUAUUAUUGCUACGAUAGAAUCACUCGUUAGUGGGAAAGAUGAUUUAGUUGUAAUAUGUGUCGAUAUGUUUUUGAAAAAUGUCGUCUGUAUGGGGAGCAUACUUCUAGAUAACCGGUAGUUCGAAAUUCAUUUCGUGACCCUUAAAACUGUAAAUAAAUGACCAUAUGAGCCGCGUUCUGAGAAAACUGGGCUUAAUGCAUGUGCAUAAAGUGUCAUCACAGAUUAGCCUGUGCAGUGCAUAUGGUCAUUUAUUUAGAUAGGCCAAUCUGGGAUGACACUUUACGCACAUGCAUUAAGCCCAGUUUUCUCAGAACGCGACUCAUAUAUGUUUAAUAUUGAUUGCUUAUAUCCUCGUAUAGCCUAAACAAUCAAAAGAUGUAACUAUGACUAUAUGUCAUGGGCAUUCAUAGAUAGGACGCCCAAAAGAAGUUUUUCCAAAUUAAUUUGACGCCUUACUAUGUAAAUAUUUAGUUCAAAUAUAAAUUUGUAUGACAAGUGCCGAAGGGGUAUUAAGAAAUGACUAAUCCUCUUAUCAUACUUCUUUUGUAUACGUUUCGAAGUUGCCCCUAUAUAAAAAUGCAAAAAAAUUCAAAACCGAAACGUUAAAAAGGAAGAGGAUCAAUUAUUAUGACGUCACCGAAAAUGACGUCACUGACGUCAAUGGCAUUGUUGUCGUUAGAAACACGUUCAGCACUAACAGCGAUCGCAAGCGUAAAAUAUCAGCCAUAAUGAAUAAAGAAAACUUGUUCAAGCUAGACCCUAUUGGGAAGUAUUUCGUUAGCCAGUGGGGCAACAAGGCUUAUUUGAACAAUGUUUUAUUGCCGAAGAUUAGAAGGGCAAUUCAGAAUAAACACGCAGAGCAAAGAAAGGUGUAUAAAAAUGUGAAUGAACGGGCAAAGCCUUUUUUAUUUGAGGACGAACUGACAACCGGAUUUCGCAGCUUACGACCACAAAGAAGGAAUAAAGACACCGCUGGUGAAAACAGCCCAGACACCGCUGGUGAAAACAGCCCAGACACCGCUGGUGAAAACAGCCCCGACACCUCUGAUGACAACAGCACAGAAACCGCGGGUGAAAACGGCCCAGACACCGCUGGUGUCAACAGCCCACAAACCGCUGGUGCCAACAGCCCACAAACCGCUGGUGUCAACAGCCCACAAACCGCUGGUGCCAACAGCCCACAAACCGCUGAUGCAAACAGCCUACAAACCGCUGGUGUCAACAGCCCACAAACCGCUGGUGCCAACAGCCCACAAAACGCUGGUGCCAACAGCCCACAAACCGCUGGUGUCAACAGCCCACAAACCGCUGGUGACAACAGCCCACAAACAGCUGGUGCCAACAGCCCUCAAACCGAUGGUGAAAACAGCCCACAAACCGCUGGUGAAAACAGCCCCGAUACCCCUGAUGACAACAGCACAGAAACCGCUGGUGAAAACGGCCCAUAUACCGCUGGUGAAAACAGCCCAGACAACGCUGGUGUCAACAGCCUACACACCGCUGGUGCCAACAGCCCAAGCGCCGCUGGUGAAAACUGCCCACACAUCGCUGGUGAAAACAGCCAAGACAACGUUGGUGAAAACAGCCUUCAAACCGCUGGUGUAAACCGCCCAGACACCGUUGGUGACAAUGGCUCAGACAAGGCCAAUGAAAAGAGCCCUCAAACCGAUGGUGAAAACAACACAAUCACCGUUGGUGAAAACAGCCCAGAUACCGCUGGUGUCAACAGCCCUCAAACCGCUGGUGUCAACAGCCCUAAGACCGCUGGUGAAAACAGCCUAGACACCGCUUGUGUCAGAAGCCCACAUAUCGCUGGUGAAAACAGCAUAGACAACGCUGGUGUCAGCAGCCCACACACCGCUGGUGUCAGCAGCCCACACACCGCUGGUGAAAACAGCUCAGACACCGCUGGUGAAAACAGCCCAGACACCGCUGGUGUCAACAGCCCUCAAACCGCUGGUGAGAACAGCCCAGACACCGCUGGUGUCAACAGCCCACACACCGCUGGUGAGAACAGCCCAGACACCGCUGGUGAAAACAGCCCAGACACCGCUGGUGAAAACAGCCCAGACAACGCCGAUGAAAACAGAUCAGGCACCGCUGGUGAAAACAGCCCAGACAACGCUGGUGUCGGCAGCCCAGACACCGCUGGUGAAAACACCCCAGACACCGCUGGUGAAAACAGCCCACACACAUCUGGUGUCAACAGUCCACACAUCGCUGGUGAAAACAGCAUAGACACCGCUGGUGUCAGCAGCCCACACACCGCUGAUGAAAACAGCAUAGACACCGAUGAUGAAAACAGCGCAGACACCGCUGAUGAAAACAGCCAACCCACCGCUUGUUUCAACAGCCCACACACAUCUGGUGUCAACAAUUCACACAUCGCCGGUGAAAACUGCCCAGACACCGCUGGUGUCAACUACCCAGACACCGCUGGUGAAAAAAGGCUAGGCAACGCUGGUGUCAUCAGCCCACACACCGCUGGUGUCAACAGCCCACAAACCGCUGAUUCCAACAGCCCACACACCGCUGGUGAAAAAGGCACAGACACCGCCGAUGAACACAGCCCAUACACCGCUGGUGAAAACAGCCUGGACACCGUUGAUGAAAACAGCCCUGACAACGCAAAUGAAAACAGACCAGAAACCUCCGAUGAAAACUGCUUAGACAACGCUGGUGAACACAGCCCUUACACCGCUGGUGAAAACAGCCCAGACACCGCUGGUGAAAACAGCCCUUACACCGCUGGUGAAAACAGCCCUUACACCGCUGGUGAAAACAGCCCUUACACCGCUGGUGAAAACAGCCCUGACACCGCUGAUGACAACAGCCCUUACACCGCUGGUGAAAACAGCCCUUACACCGUUGGUGAAAACAGCCCAGACACCGCUGGUGAAAACAGCCCUUACACCGCUGGUGAAAACAGCCCUUACACCGCUGGUGAAAACAGCCAUUUUACCGCUGGUGAAAACAGCCCUUACACCGCUGGUGAAAACAGCCCAGACAACGUCGAUGAAAACAGCCCACACACCGAUGGUGAGAACAGCCCAGACAUCGCUGGUGAAAACAGCCAUUACACCGCUGGUGAAAACAGCCCAGACAACGCCGAUGAAAACAGCCCAGACACCGCUGGUGAAAACAGCCCAGACACCGCUGGUGAGAACAGCCCAGACACCGCUGGUGAGAACAGCCCUUACACCGCUGGUGAAAACAGCCCAGACAACGCAGAUGAAAACAGCCCAGACAUCGCUCAUGACAACACUCUUAGCACCAUGGAUGACAACGGCCUUAUCACUGCUGAAUACGAUAGCCACGCCACAGCUGAUUUCAAUGGUCUCAAGGACGCCUAUGACAAUGUUCUUGUGACUGCUAAUGGCAAUAACACUCUAACUGUUUGCAGCGCAGUCUCCGUGAAAGAGAAUAUCAACAUCGCUGCUAACAGCUCUUUUACCUUUACUGACAACUGCUUAGUCACCGCUGAUCACAGACGCCUACGCGGCGCUGAUAACAAGAAAUGGAUUAUUGAAGACAACACACCAUGCAACCACAACGAGGAAUACAUCACCACCCGUGAUGUCAAUGGUCAUUCAUGCACCUGUGACGCCAAGUACCGUGAUGCCAAGGGCAAAAAUGCUAUUAAAACAUGCAGACGACUACUGAAUAGAAUCCUUUCUAUGUUUCGGCGGCUUAGUUGCUGUAGAAAGUGUCAGGAUUAAUUAAUGUUAAUCAAGAUUUAUAUUUGUAUUCAUUUUCUGAUGCAGCGUUGUUGAUCUAAUGAUAAUAAACGUGUUCAAUACUA
This is a messenger RNA of Dreissena polymorpha, 3829 nucleotides long. Its product is annotated as ice nucleation protein-like. The transcript has 2 exons. The coding region runs from base 756 to 3746 and encodes 996 amino acids. The record is from RefSeq and is a predicted model, not a curated record. Lineage: Eukaryota; Metazoa; Mollusca; Bivalvia; Myida; Dreissenidae.